AUGCCAAUAUAUGCCAAGUUCAUGAAAGACAUAAUUUCCAAGAAGCGUUCCAUUGAUACUGAAUCGAUCAUCCUGACUGAAACAUGCAGUGCCGUUCUCCGAGGCAUGAAAAUCCCAGUGAAAAAGAAAGACAUGGGAUCGGUUACUAUUCCUUGCACUAUUGGUGAUCGUAAAUUCAAGAAAGCUCUGAUUGACUUAGGAGCCAGUGUAAGUUUGAUGCCACUGUCCAUCUAUAAGAAAUUAGGCAUCGGUUCUAUUCAAGAUACUCAAAUGACCCUUCAGUUUGCGGAUCGCUCUGUUAGGCGACCCUAUGGUAUUGUGUAA
Lathyrus oleraceus (garden pea) is the source of this 324-nucleotide messenger RNA. RefSeq lists its product as uncharacterized. Lineage: Eukaryota; Viridiplantae; Streptophyta; Magnoliopsida; Fabales; Fabaceae. The transcript has a single exon. The record is from RefSeq and is a predicted model, not a curated record. The coding region runs from base 1 to 324 and encodes 107 amino acids.